Delphinapterus leucas (beluga whale) is the source of this 1190-nucleotide messenger RNA. The record is from RefSeq and is a predicted model, not a curated record. Lineage: Eukaryota; Metazoa; Chordata; Mammalia; Artiodactyla; Monodontidae.
CCGCGCAGCGGCGGCGGGGCUGACCCGUGCUUUGGGGAGGGCUCUUUCCGUCCGUGGGGGUGUGUCGGCGGGGCAGGCCGAGGCCGUGGGAGCCGCUGCGGCCGCGCCUUCCCUCUGCCUCUUCCGCCGCCGACCUCCGCGCGGGACCCCAGCCAGCCGCGGUGGGCGGAGGACUGCACGCCGCGCCGCGUCCUUAUCAACCGGCCGGGCGGCGUGGCUCGCGGCCACCUAGUCCGAGGAGGCGAAGUCCCGGGUGGGGCCAUGGCUCCCCGGGGCGCGGGGGCCGACCAGGGUCCGAGAGGAGGCCGGGAGCGCUGAGCCCGGAACGGGUGGUGCGCGCGGGCAGGCGGCCGUCGGGGCGCCCAGGGAGCGCACGCGGCACCAUGCGCGCCCUCCUGCCUCCGCUGCUGCUGCUCGCCUGCGCCGCGCACGCCGUGGGAGCCCUCCCUCGGCUGUGUGCUGUGCUGCAGGUGCUGCGGGAAGAACGGGACCAGUGUCUGCAGGGACUCGCCGAGGAGAAGGCCAGGCACCCGGCCCCAGGCUGCCAGGGGCUGUGGGACAACACGAGCUGCUGGCCCUCCUCUGCGCUGGGACAGACGGUGGAAGUGGCCUGCCCGCGGUUCCUCUGGAUGCUCGUGGGCAGAAACGGUUCCAUAUUUCGAAACUGCACGCAGGGCGGCUGGUCAGAGACCUUCCCCAGGCCUGACCUGGCCUGUGGGGUCCACGUGAACGACUCCUCCAACGAGAAGAGGUACGAGUACCUCCUGAAGCUGAAGGUCAUGUACACCGUGGGCUACAGCUCCUCCCUGGUGAUGCUCCUGGUGGCCCUUGGCAUCCUCUGUGCCUUUCGGAAGCUCCACUGCACCCGCAACUACAUCCACAUGCAUCUCUUUGUGUCCUUCAUCCUGCGUGCCCUGUCCAACUUCAUCAAGGAUGCCGUGCUCUUCUCCUCCGACGACGUCGCCCGUUGUGAUGCCCACAGGGUGGGCUGUAAGCUGGUCAUGGUCUUCUUCCAGUACUGCAUCAUGGCGAACUACUCCUGGCUGCUGGUGGAAGGCCUCUACCUUCACACACUCCUCGUCAUCUCCUUCUUCUCAGAAAGGAAAUGGCUCCAGGGAUUUAUUGCCCUCGGAUGGGGUAUGUUUCUCCAGGGGUACGGUGGCUGCAUGCUAUGUGGGAAAGGGCACUGA